Drosophila subobscura is the source of this 2385-nucleotide messenger RNA. Its product is annotated as innexin inx2. The coding region runs from base 31 to 1134 and encodes 367 amino acids. The record is from RefSeq and is a predicted model, not a curated record. Lineage: Eukaryota; Metazoa; Arthropoda; Insecta; Diptera; Drosophilidae. Gene Ontology annotation, cellular component: gap junction; plasma membrane. The transcript is spliced from 2 exons. Gene Ontology annotation, molecular function: gap junction channel activity. Gene Ontology annotation, biological process: phototransduction.
CGCAGACAACGAGACAAGAGAAACUCCACAAUGUUUGAUGUAUUCGGCUCCGUUAAGGGGCUGCUGAAGAUCGACCAGGUGUGCAUCGACAACAAUGUAUUCCGGAUGCACUACAAAGCCACCGUGAUUAUACUGAUCGCCUUUUCGCUGCUGGUGACAUCCCGCCAGUAUAUCGGUGAUCCGAUCGACUGCAUCGUCGACGAGAUACCGCUGGGUGUGAUGGACACCUACUGCUGGAUCUAUUCGACAUUCACGGUGCCGGAACGCCUCACCGGUGUGACCGGCCGAGAUGUGGUCCAGCCUGGCGUUGGGUCCCAUGUGGAGGGGAAGGACGCGGUGAAGUACCACAAGUACUACCAGUGGGUGUGCUUUGUGCUCUUCUUCCAGGCGAUACUUUUCUACGUGCCGCGUUACCUCUGGAAGUCGUGGGAGGGUGGACGCCUCAAGAUGCUCGUCAUGGACCUGAACAGCCCGAUCGUGAACGAUGAGUGCAAGAACGAUCGCAAGAAGAUCCUCGUCGACUACUUCAUGGGAAAUCUGAAUCGGCACAACUUCUACGCCUUCCGCUUCUUCGUCUGCGAGGCCCUCAAUUUUGUGAAUGUGAUUGGCCAGAUCUACUUUGUGGACUUCUUCCUCGACGGAGAGUUCAGCACGUACGGCAGCGAUGUGCUCAAGUUCACCGAAAUGGAGCCCGAUGAGCGCAUCGAUCCGAUGGCGAGGGUCUUUCCAAAAGUCACCAAAUGUACGUUCCACAAAUAUGGUCCCUCCGGCGAUGUGCAGAAGUUCGACGGACUGUGCGUGCUGCCGUUGAACAUUGUCAAUGAAAAGAUCUACGUGUUCCUGUGGUUCUGGUUUAUCAUCCUCAGCAUUCUGUCGGGCAUCUCGCUUAUCUAUCGCAUCGCCGUCGUUGUCGGCCCCAAGCUCCGUCACCUGCUCCUCCGCGCCCGUUCCCGACUGGCCGAGAGCGAGGAGGUCGAGCUGGUGGCCAACAAGUGCAACAUCGGUGACUGGUUCCUGCUCUACCAGCUGGGAAAGAACAUCGAUCCACUCAUCUACAAGGAGGUGAUAUCCGAUCUCUCGCGCGAAAUGGUGGACGAUGAGCAUAGUGCUCAUAAGCGACCAUUCGAUGCCUAAAAUCUAAGCGAAGAUCAACACGAAGAUGAAGAUGUAAGACCAGGACGAGGACGAGAACGAGAAUAAGAACGGGGUGCUCAUCCAUUCAAGGAGUGGGCGUGGCAGUGUGCCAGAGUGCCAUUUCACGCAGCCGAAAUUGGGUUAAGAUGAGGACACUCCAAGUCGCUGGUUGUCAAUGUAGAUGAGGCCUUUCGAGCUAAUGACGAGCUAAUUGAACACAUAUCAACGAAUUCCAUGCUUAAAAUGGGAUAGAUGCAAAACGGGGCGUUAGCCAGAGAUGCAGUUUGGAGUGGUGGAGAACGUAUACUGCUAUAAACAAGAGAAAAUAUGAAAUAUGAAAAAUAAUAGUACACAAAUGAAUGUAACAAAUACUAGCCGAGUCCCAGGGGCUGGGGGCUACUCCCCCCCGAAGACGCACGACAAUCAGAAUUUAUUUAUGUAUGUAUGUUCCGAAAGCCCCCAUAAGCCCCCUGGGCGAAAUCCAUAAAAGACAGGACAAAAGACAUUUUCCAACUAUACUUUAUUCUACAUUGUACGAGUAUGUAUAUGUCGAGGAGCAGCUGCUAACGAAUUAAGUAAUGGGAUAGAGAUAUAAACCUAUACAUCCAGACAUAUAUAAUAUAUUUUUUAAUAAGCAAUUACACAGAUAUUUAUACAUACGAAGAGACAUACAAUAUAUAUUUACGAAUGCCACAUGCGAGUAAUAUUUAUGCUAAGAGUUGUGAUCAUUGAUUAAGACAUCUAAAACAAAAACAAAACGAAAAAAAAACCAUUUGGAUAUACGAUAUAUCCAUGAAAAAACAUAACAAUAAUUUACAAAUAGUAAAGAAACGCCAGCAUAAUGAGAACCCUAAUGAUAACACUUAUAAUAUACAAUUCACAUACACGCAUACAUAUAUUAAAUAUUCUAUUUCAAUUUUUACACAUAUAAUUUAGCAAUUUUCGCCAGCAAUUAGUAAUAGUAAUUUUUCAUAAUUUUAAUAAUAUUUUCUUUUUUUUUUUGCAUAUUUUUGGUAGCAUUUAUAUAGUUUAGCGCAAUUUUUUUACACUCACGAGAAAUCAUCCAUAAACGAGCGAAGGGCAAGGGAGAAAAAUCUAUAUAUUUAUACAAGAGAAAAAAAAAUAUAUAUUUAUACAUUAAAAACUAAAUGUAAGUUCAUGGAAAAGACAAGCAACAAAUGAAAGACUCAAAGGCAAUAUUUAGAAGACAGUUAAAAUCGAAAAGCAAUCAAAAAAUAAAUAUAUAAAAAA